ACUGGAGGCGGAGCUUUGGUAGUAGCCUGAUGGUUUUAAAUCGUGUCUGUUUAGCAUCAGCGGUUUAUUCUUCAUCCCUUCUUUGCUUCUUUUUUAUUGACCAUGACCGAUUCCUCUAUGAGUAACAACGCAGCGGAGCGCGUGGGAUACAUCACCCGAGUCCAGAGCUUCAGCGCCUGUCACCGACUCCACAGUAUUCACCUGAGUGAUGAGGAGAAUAAGAAAGUCUACGGGAAAUGCAACAACCCCAACGGUCAUGGACACAACUACACAGUGGAGGUAACUGUACGAGGAAAGAUUGAUCGUGUAACGGGUAUGGUUAUGAACCUGACAGACUUAAAGAAGUGUAUAGAGGAAGUAAUCAUGAUUCCUCUGGACCAUAAAAACCUGGAUAAGGACGUCCCGUACUUCUCCAGUGUUGUCAGUACAACAGAAAACGUGGCUGUUUACAUUUGGGACAACAUGGUGAAGAUCCUUCCCGCCAACCUGCUCUACGAGAUCAGGAUUCAUGAGACCGAUAAAAACAUUGUUGUGUAUCGAGGGGAGUAAACGUGCAAGAGCUGAAUGUGUGUUUGCGGUAGUUACUCAGGAAGUGCCGUUAAUCGCUGUUUAUAUACCUUCAGGUAACUCCGGUUACUCAGAUUCAACACAUUAAAACUAAGAUCACUUUAUUACUCUUUCAUUCCAAGGUUUAUAUACGAAAUCCAUGUGACGUUAUCAACCCUUACAACAAUGCAGGCAUCGCUGCUGGAGGUGGAAGGUUGAAAUGGUUUGAAUGGAUAAUAUGUAAUUACAGUUGGACAUGGCAACCAUCUCAGAUGCCUUUCGUCUACUAGCUGGCAGCCAAUAGCUUUUUGUGUGGCUGGGAUUCAAUCAUGUGAUGGCAUUGAUCCGUAAGUUAUCCAACAAAAGAAAAACCCGUCAGUUCAGUUCCCCGAUGUGGUGCAUCUACACGGCCAAGUAGAUGAAACCGGUUUUAGUGUUUCUAAAUGUUCUAAAUGUCCUUACAAGAUCUAGACGACUGGAGUUGGUCCAGCGCAAGUCCGGUCCUUGAGAUCUACUAUCCUGCAACUUUUUCCUGUGCACCUGACACGCUCCUGGUGUGGAUUGAUACGGUGGCUGACAGGUGCAAAUACAAAUACAACCAUUGUCCUGUGUAGAAGAAUUAUUCGUACAAAUAGAUAUAAAUUGCUCUUGUUCUGGAAACAACACAGUGGCUUAUUUACCAAAGUUGUUACAUAAUAAAAAGUUCUUUUCUAAUGUUAUUUGUUUCUAAUUUAAAUCUGUUUAAAAUAUUUUAAAUUAAAACAUUUAAAAAAAUCUUGGAACUUCUUGGGAAUGGUUCAGAGCCACAUCUCAGCCCCGUCACGUGCUCUUUAUCCAUGUUUCCUGGGUCUGAACCACAGAAAUCCUGAUGUGUUGUUUAUUAUGUUAGACAUCUUUGUGCAGCAGUGGAGAAAUUGUGGAUUUAUUUCCAAUAAAGUCUUUUUAGAAGUCA
Molecule: messenger RNA, 1498 nt
Organism: Melanotaenia boesemani (Boeseman's rainbowfish)
Lineage: Eukaryota; Metazoa; Chordata; Actinopteri; Atheriniformes; Melanotaeniidae
Gene: pts
Product: 6-pyruvoyltetrahydropterin synthase
Exons: 6
Coding region: 103-549 (148 amino acids)
Biological process (GO): tetrahydrobiopterin biosynthetic process
Cellular component (GO): mitochondrion
Molecular function (GO): 6-pyruvoyltetrahydropterin synthase activity
Source: RefSeq, a predicted model, not a curated record